Penicillium verrucosum is the source of this 1236-nucleotide messenger RNA. RefSeq lists its product as uncharacterized. The transcript has a single exon. The coding region runs from base 1 to 1236 and encodes 411 amino acids. The record is from RefSeq and is a predicted model, not a curated record. NCBI's taxonomy places the organism in Eukaryota, Fungi, Ascomycota, Eurotiomycetes, Eurotiales, Aspergillaceae.
AUGGUAGGUCGUGCGCCGAAGAAGCAACGGACGAAAGCGAGUGACCAGACUCUCCAUCUGCAAGAACCACGAGUUUCACCCAACACGAUUUUGAAUCAGUCAGGCACGGAAAGCAUUUCUUCCCCACCCCCGGUGGUCAACUUGCCCGUGACAGGGCAUCCCCCUCUCAUAGUCAAUAAUGCAAUGGGAGGUGGCCCUAUCUUCACUAUGGGGGAGUCUACCGCCAUAUCUACCGAUACGGAGAUCGACAGUUAUUUGCAGACCCUGUUAAGUGAUUACCCGGACCUACCGCUCGUUUCGCCCGGCGCGAUCGAUGGUUUCUGGCCGACAACAGAAAACUUACUACUCGAUCCGCGUCCAGGAAUAUCCAGUUCCGAGGGCACAUCUACAGCAUCCGGCCCGCGGCCAGCAUCGUUGCCUAUCUCGCACACGUUGGGGCUGCCCGAUAAGAACCGGCAGGGGUUCCCCAUCCAGCAGCCGACAGCGGAUUCUGUGCGGUCCCGAUUGGCGGAACGGAUCGACGCGAGAGUUCCCCCAAGCUAUCGCGAUCCGUCAGUGGUGUCGGAUUACCCGCAUGUCGCCGCCCUGAUGAAGAUCAUCGAGUACUUAGAAGAGCAGCUCCAGAUCCCCAGGGUCCCAAUCGACCAAGCGAUGCGCUUGAACCGACAAGCGAUGGCCAAGGUACGGGAGGUGACCGACACUGACGAAUUUCGACGCUGCCAGAGUUGUCCACUACUAGUGGCGACCGUUAUGGAUCUGGUUGUAGGGCUCUAUGAGCUCGUAAUCCUCUGCAUCCAGCACCCCGCGGGUGAAGGCGACGCCACCUCCUUGGCCGAUCAUAAUAAUCCGCCCUCGCGGCACAAUCCCUCUCAGAAGCCGGCUGACCCGGGUGAGAUGCCGAGUGAUGGGUCAAGUCCCGAAUCGGCUAUCAGCAGCGGUUCAGAGCCCCCGGUUUUCCAAUUUGGAUGCCUUGAGUUCGAUCCGGAUGAACAAGAGAUCUUCCGGGCUGCGAUGGUGCGGCGUGAUUUGCGACGGUGCGUCGAAACCAUCCAGUACUGCACUCAAGAGAUUAUUCAACGACAGAGCCAGGCCACAAAUUUGCGCGGUGGGCCUCUCGGUGGAGUCUUGCAAUCGAGAGGGCCAUCAAAUAAUGUACACACUCAGUGGUACCAGGAGAUGGGAUACCGGGCUAGGGACCUGCUGGCCGCUCUUCCCGCCCAGUGCAGCCACCGAUGA